This is a messenger RNA of Drosophila subobscura, 2692 nucleotides long. It is a transcript of the gene mfrn, whose product is annotated as mitoferrin. Bases 807 to 1985 code for a protein of 392 amino acids. Gene Ontology annotation, cellular component: mitochondrial membrane. Gene Ontology annotation, molecular function: ferrous iron transmembrane transporter activity. NCBI's taxonomy places the organism in Eukaryota, Metazoa, Arthropoda, Insecta, Diptera, Drosophilidae. The record is from RefSeq and is a predicted model, not a curated record. Gene Ontology annotation, biological process: iron import into the mitochondrion. The transcript has 7 exons.
AGAUGGUAUAUUAGUCCAAUUCAUCCGCGGUCACACUGCAUUUCUCUUUACCGUCGCCUCACAUGCUGCUCACUAACACCAACACAUUCGCGAAUGCGUUAGGGCAAGAAAUUUUAAUGAUUCCUGCAAUCAUUCAACGUUUGCUACCCACUUGAUUGCAUGCGCCACGGCAACAGCGACCGCGAAACCCCUCAACGACGAUCGCACACAGCGCAAUAGUCCCAGCACUCGGCCACAAACUUGGGGCGAGCAAAGAAACCCAAUCGGCAGACACCGCAGAGCAACAUUUCGUCGAUGCUAGUCGUGUCGAGUAGUGCGUGGAGGUGGAGCAACAGCAACAGCAGCAGCAGUGUCAAUUAGUAGUUUUGCGUACUCCCAUUCAUACAAUACAUCACCACACCACCCAUUUUCCCCCCCUUAUUUGCGGGGUCCGUGUUAUACAACAAAAUUGCCCAGUGCUCAACUACGCCGGCUAAUAACAAUCGUAAAUGUAUGUUGUCCUUCGGGCCAGAGGUUCAAGCAGACCACAAAUCGGAAUCUAAUCAAUCCCGGCCCCAGGCCCUCAUGUGCGUGCGUUCAAAAUAAUUAGCGGUGCAUGGUGUCAACCUUAUCAGCUGCUCGGUGCAAAUAGUUCAAAUAGCUGCGAAAGCAGAGAAAGCCAAAGCAAAGCAAAAGAAACGCCAAUAACUAGCGGCGAGGUGUGUGAGUCUACCGUUUCGCUUGCACUUGCCACUGGACAUAACUCGUUGGAGACAUAACCGGACGGAGAGUAAUAUAAGAACCCAUUGCAAGGGCAGCCAACAGCCAUGAAUAUCGACGACUACGAGAGUUUGCCGACGACCAGUGUCGGCAUCAAUAUGACGGCGGGCGCCAUCGCUGGCGUGCUGGAGCAUGUGGUCAUGUAUCCCCUGGACUCUGUUAAGACGCGAAUGCAGAGCCUUACAUCAGCACCCAACAUGAAUAUAAUGUCAACCUUUCAGAAUAUGAUCACACGUGAAGGUUUAUUGAGACCUAUUCGUGGAGCCAGUGCUGUGGUUGUGGGUGCAGGACCAGCGCAUUCCCUCUACUUUGGUGCCUACGAGAUGACCAAGGAAAUGCUCACCAAAUUCACAUCACUAAACCACCUUAACUACGUGAUUUCUGGGGCAGUGGCCACGCUCAUACACGACGCCAUCUCCAAUCCAACGGAGGUGAUCAAGCAGCGCAUGCAAAUGUACAAUUCACCCUAUUCAUCGGUCAUCACCUGCAUGCGGGAUGUGUAUCGGAAGGAGGGCUUCAAGGCCUUCUAUCGCUCCUACAGCACCCAACUGGUCAUGAAUAUACCAUAUCAGACGAUACAUUUUACCACAUACGAGUUUAUCCAGAAUAAACUCAAUUUGGAUCGCAGAUAUAAUCCACCAGUGCAUAUGGUAGCGGGUGGUGCGGCGGGAGCUUGUGCAGCGGCCAUAACCACACCCCUGGAUGUGGUUAAAACGUUGCUCAACACACAGGAAACGGGUCUAACAAAGGGCAUGAUUGAGGCCUGUCGCAAGAUCUACCACAUGGCUGGGCCAUUGGGCUUCUUCAAGGGGAUGACUGCACGCGUCUUGUAUUCGAUGCCUGCGACGGCCAUCUGCUGGUCCACAUACGAGUUCUUCAAGUUCUAUUUGUGUGGCCUGGAACGUGAUAAAUAUAAAUCGUCAAUUACGGGUCGCUCAGAGCUACAAGAGCCCCGCAAAACGGCCUAUGUAUUGCCGAAGAGCACAACCGAUGUUGAGGAUCCCUCAUUGGCGAGCGAAUCUUUGGCCGUGGAUGCCGCUGCGGCUGCCACCGCCACGCAGAAAGAUACGGCUGUACUGCAUCCAGCGCCGCCAACGGUUAAUGCAGCCGGUGCCAUCAAAACGGUCUGUGAACUGUCCACACGCACUGCUGCGCCCACCAUUAAUCUGCACACGAGGCACACGGAAGUGAAGAGCCCCUAUGAGCGGGGAUUCUCCAGCACGUAGACUGUGCGCAAGGACGUGGCCGCAAGCGAGGCGGCCAGCGUUCGACACAUUUGCAGCGGCGACAGCUAAAACACAUAAGCAUAGCUAUUAGUUGGCGGCGGGGAAAGGUGGCUGGUGGCGGCAGAGGUGCAGGAGUCAGCGGAGCAAUGGUGAGGUGGACACGGCGUUUGAAACGUCUGCCCCCUGGCCCCCUGGGCCCUAGCCUCUGUGUCGCCUCUGGUCUCGUUUUUUCCCCAGCUGUUUGUAUGAAUACUCUGCGAGGAGUCGGUGAGAGAGUGUUAUCACUCCCAUAGUCGGAGGUUAAAUCGUAGUUGUUGUUCUGCACAAAAACUCUCGCUCUCACACUCCCCCCCUCCCAAACAAAAACAAAACACGCAAACAUCCCCUGCCCUACCCCCUACAAACACACACACACCCAAAACACAGUUAUUGUUUAGGCAAAAAGCGAAAAAUUCUUUUUAAAAAAAGGAAUUGAGUGGAAAUCCCCUCCCCUCGUCUAAAGUUAUAUUACCAUUACCUAUUAUGUUGAUCGUUGUAAAGUAAGCAAGAGCAAAAAAAUGCAAAAAAAAACAAAACAAAAUAACGCCAACAGGAAAAAUAAAUUGAAAACAAAAUUCAAUGAUUUGUAAUCCAAUUACACUUUCAUCUUCAAACUGAGAUGUUACAAAAUAUAUUAUAUAUAUAUAUAAAUACUAACGAGUGCCGCA